UUUAUUUUUCCUGAUGGUGGUGGAACUUCUGCCUCUUCUGGUGAUGAACGGCCUAGGAGACGAGUUAUUAUUUCUCCAAUGGUUCAGCCACAAUUAGUUGCUAGUGGAAGAUAUGACCCCAAUUCACGUUGUUUUUCCUACGUUCCUGCCAAAUCAUUAAAAGAGCAUUACAAAGCUCCAAAAAAGCCAUCACUUAAAAGACGUACUUCAGUUAUAGAACCUGCAGAUUUAGAAGUUAGCCCUUUGGAAGCAAAGAUGGCGCUAGAGAAUUUUGGACUACAAAGUUGUAGUUCUGAGACAUAUCGAAAAACAGAAACACCCAAAUGGGAAGCAGAAAUUGAUAAAUUAACCGGUGGAAAAAUUGAGCAUCGACCUAGGAGAGCGAGUACUGCUGGAACGCCUGUGAGUGAAUAUUUUUAUUUUUCAUACGCAAAAAAACUCAAACUCAAAUCUUACUAUAGGCUUGGGUUUUUCCUGUGCCCAGAGUCCAGGCCUAGGCAUUUUUUGACCUUUCUGGGUUUUUCCUGUGCCUAUGUUUUUCCUGGACUACAGUCCCAGGAUCCGGCCCAGGUCAAUAAAUCAAACGCAGAAACAAGCCCAGGCUUUUCAAAAAUCAGAUCUCACUAUAGGAUACCUCUGAAACUGAAAGAAUGUAUCUUAUAA
Molecule: messenger RNA, 663 nt
Organism: Meloidogyne enterolobii
Lineage: Eukaryota; Metazoa; Nematoda; Chromadorea; Rhabditida; Meloidogynidae
Source: the annotation of a GenBank genome assembly